AUGGAGGAAGAAAAGCAUCACCACUGGCUAGAAGUUAGCCCACUCAUCAUCGGCCUUAUCGGCGUCAUGGCCGGAGCUCUCAUAAUUGCAAUUUUUCAGUGCAUUAUUAGUUGUUGCAGCAAUAAUCACACAGCCCAACUCCAAAUUAAUGUAAGAACUAGUGAUGACCAAGUCGAAACUCCGCCUAGCAGCAGCAGCAACAGCAACAGCAACAAUUCAACGGUGCAAUUGAUCGGAUCGUGUCGAUACAGUGAAGAAUAUUGUAAAGAAGAGACGGUAUGUACUGUGUGUUUGGUUGAAUUCAAGGAAGGUGGUGAGGUUUGUAUACUACCUGAAUGUACACAUACAUUUCAUGUGGCAUGCAUUGAUAAGUGGCUACAUUCACACCCUAAUUGUCCACUUUGCCGUGCCCAUACAAUGCCUCGGCCACCAGUAGUAGCUUUACCAGAUUCCGGUGGUGGUGUUCUGCCAUCGGAGCUGUAUGGGUUGCCGGAUUUUGGUGGUUAA
Molecule: messenger RNA, 507 nt
Organism: Ilex paraguariensis (yerba mate)
Lineage: Eukaryota; Viridiplantae; Streptophyta; Magnoliopsida; Aquifoliales; Aquifoliaceae
Source: the annotation of a GenBank genome assembly